AUGAAUAGAAAAAUUCAAAAACUUGAUGAAACAGUUGUUAAUCGUAUAGCUGCUGGAGAAAUUGUUGUACGACCAUGUGCAGCAAUAAAAGAACUUGUAGAAAAUAGUUUAGAUGCUGGUGCACAUACAAUACAAAUUCAUGUUAAACAAGGAGGUUUAAAAUCAAUUGAAAUUCGAGAUGAUGGAUGUGGAAUAAGUAAAAUUGAUUUACCACUUGUAUGUCAACGUUUUGCAACAUCAAAAUUAAAAAAUUUUGAUGAUUUAUAUCAUUUAAAUACAUAUGGUUUUCGUGGUGAAGCUUUAGCUUCAUUAAGUUAUGCUGGACAUGUUAAAAUUAUUAGUAAAAUACCUGAAAGUCCAUGUGCUUAUAUUUGUGAAUAUGAAGAUGAAAAAAUUCGACCAUCAACAUCAAUAAAACCUUGUGCAGGUACAAAUGGUACAUUAAUCAUAAUUGAAGAUCUUUUCUAUAAUAAUCCAAUACGUUUAAAAAUGAUGAAAUCCGCUUCUGAAGAAUAUACAAAAAUGGUUGAUUGUGUAAUGAAAAUGGCAUUACGUAAUACUCAUGUUUCUUUUUCACUUAAACGUGAUACACAAAUUGAAUCUGAUGUUCAUACAAAUGGAAAAGAAACAACAACUAUUUUACAAAAUAUGAAAAUGUUAUAUGGAGCUGAUAUGACUAAAGAUAUGUAUGAAACAAUAAUUAAUACUGAUGAUACACCUUAUAAAUUUCAAUGUAAAGCUUAUUUUACUGGAACACAAUAUUCUUGUUCAUCAAAAACUUCUUCAAAUUCUAUGACAUUCAUACUUUUUAUAAAUGGACGUUUAGUUGAUUGUCAACCAUUAAAAAAAUCAAUUCAACAAAUGUAUGCUGUUUUAGUUAAUAAACAAACAUCACCAUUUGUAUAUAUUGAUUUAAUAAUGGAUCCAACAACAUUAGAUGUUAAUAUACAUCCAAGUAAAAAUGAAGUCAGAUUUUUACAUGCUGAUCCAAUUAUUGUUACUAUUGUACAAGCUAUUGAACGUAUUAUUGUCGAAAAAUCAGCAAAACAAACAACAACUACAACACAAUUGACAUUUCAUAUGACACCAACUUCAAUGGCUUUAGUACCUCCAACUCCAAAAAAUUCUGUUGAAACAGAUACUACAUCAAAAAAGAUAUCAUCUGAUACAACAAAUUCAACAAUAAAAAAAGUAAAUGUAAAUAUUGAUCCAUCUCGUACUGUUCGUACAUCUAGUCGUGAUCAAAAACUUGAUAAACAUCGUUAUCAUAAUAAUUCAAUAUCAAUUCCAAAGAAAUCAACAAUUUCUUCAACAACAAUAUCACCAUUAGCUUCAAUUGUUUUUCCACGUAAUAUUAAAUUAACAUCAAUUGAAAUAUUACGUCAAUCAAUAAAUGAUGAAUGUGAUAUAGAUUUAUUAAAUAUAAUACGUAAUUUUGUUUAUGUUGGAACAAUUGAUGGACAAUCAUCACUUAUUCAACAUGAUACACAAUUAUAUUUAGUUCAUACAAGACAUUUAUCACAAGAAUUAUUUUAUCAAUUAUGUAUUUAUCAUUUUGGUAAUAUGGGAACUAUUCGAUUUGAACAUGAAUCACCUUUAAUUGAAGAACUUAUUCGUCUUGAAACAGAUGAUGAAGAAAUAAUUGAAUAUGUAGUUGAUCUUUUAAAAGAACGUCGUGAAAUGCUUGAAGAUUAUUUUUCACUUCGUAUAUCAUCAACAGAUCCAAUACGUUUAGAAACUCUUCCUAUUUUACUUGAUACAUAUGUACCUAAUUUUGAUUAUUUACCACAAUAUAUUCUUCGUUUAUCUAAAGAAAUUAAUUGGACAGAUGAACGUGAAUGUUUUCGUACAUUUGCUGAUGAAAUAUCAAAAUUUUAUUCUUAUAGAAUGCAUAUUUAUUCAAAAGAAGAUGGAGAUACAGAAGAAAAACAACAUUGGGCUAUUGAACAUUUACUUUAUCAUGCAUUUAAAACAAUGCUUGUUCCAUCAAAACAUUUACGACAAGCGUUUAUUAAAUUAACUGAAGUACAACAAUUAUAUAAAGUGUUUGAACGAUGUUAA
Messenger RNA from Rotaria sordida, 2061 nucleotides. Lineage: Eukaryota; Metazoa; Rotifera; Eurotatoria; Philodinida; Philodinidae. The record is from the annotation of a GenBank genome assembly.